AUGGACAACUAUCAGAGGAUUGAAAAGGUUGGAGAGGGUACAUAUGGUGUCGUAUACAAGGCCAGAGAUCUCACACCAGGCGCUAACGGCCGCAUCGUUGCACUCAAAAAGAUUCGUCUCGAGGCCGAAGAUGAAGGUGUACCUUCCACGGCCAUUCGCGAGAUCUCGUUACUCAAGGAGCUCCGAGACGACAACAUCGUAAGGCUGUUCGACAUUGUGCACCAGGAAAGCAAGCUCUACCUCGUCUUCGAGUUUCUCGACCUCGAUCUGCGCAAAUACAUGGACAACGUCUCGCGGAAUCGCGGCGGUGAGGGUCUGGGUCCCGAGAUCGUUCGCAAGUUCACCUACCAGCUCAUCCGUGGCCUCUACUACUGCCACGCACACCGCAUCCUCCAUCGCGAUUUGAAGCCGCAGAACCUCCUCAUCGACAAGGAAGGUAACCUCAAACUCGCCGAUUUUGGUCUCGCGCGUGCGUUCGGUAUCCCACUCCGCACCUACACACACGAAGUCGUCACGCUCUGGUACCGUGCACCCGAAGUGCUUCUCGGCUCGCGACACUACAGCACUGCCAUUGACAUGUGGUCCGUCGGCUGCAUCUUCGCUGAAAUGGCUAUGCGGCAUCCGCUCUUCCCUGGCGAUUCCGAGAUUGACGAAAUCUUCAAGAUCUUCCGCACCCUCGGCACUCCUACCGAUGAUGUCUGGCCAGGCGUCCAGCAGUUGCCCGACUACAAAGACAGCUUCCCCAAGUGGGCUGGACGACCACUGCGAGACUCGGUGCCCAAACUCGACGAAGCGGGGUUGGAUUUGCUCGAGGGCAUGCUCGUUUAUGACCCGGCUGGAAGGACGUCGGCCAAGAGGAGUUUGAUGCACCCUUACUUCAGGCAGCUUCUGGCAUGA
This is a messenger RNA of Sporisorium graminicola, 897 nucleotides long. RefSeq lists its product as uncharacterized. Lineage: Eukaryota; Fungi; Basidiomycota; Ustilaginomycetes; Ustilaginales; Ustilaginaceae. Gene Ontology annotation, biological process: regulation of gene expression; G1/S transition of mitotic cell cycle; signal transduction. Gene Ontology annotation, cellular component: cyclin-dependent protein kinase holoenzyme complex; cytoplasm; nucleus. The transcript has 3 exons. The coding region runs from base 1 to 897 and encodes 298 amino acids. The record is from RefSeq and is a predicted model, not a curated record. Gene Ontology annotation, molecular function: cyclin-dependent protein serine/threonine kinase activity; cyclin binding; ATP binding.